UCGCGAGAGGAGGGGCGGACGGGGACGGGCAGAGCUGUCAAUCACCCGGGCCCCGGCAGCUCGCGCUCUCAAUCUCUCAGUUGCAAUUUUCCAACAUGGCUUCGACUGGAAAGUGUACCCGGUUCACCGAUGAAUACCAGAUCCACGAGGAGCUCGGCAAAGGCGCUUUCUCCACCGUCCGCAGAUGUAUCAAACUGUCGACAGGGCAGGAAUAUGCCGCGAAAAUGAUUAACACGAAAAAACUCCCUGCCAGAGACCAUCAGAAGUUGGAGAGGGAAGCUCGGAUCUGUCGACUGCUGAAACACUCCAAUAUCGUUCGGCUCCAUGACAGCAUAUCAGAAGAAGGAUACCACUAUCUUGUGUUUGACUUGGUGACCGGGGGUGAAUUGUUUGAAGAUAUCGUAGCCAGAGAGUACUACAGUGAAGCAGAUGCAAGUCAUUGCAUCCAACAGAUCCUAGAGGCCGUGCUCCACUGCCACCAGAUGGGGGUUGUCCAUCGAGACCUCAAGCCUGAAAACUUGCUGCUUGCCAGUAAGUGCAAAGGUGCGGCAGUGAAGCUGGCUGACUUCGGACUGGCCAUCGAAGUUCAAGGAGAGCAGCAGGCAUGGUUUGGUUUUGCAGGGACACCUGGAUACCUCUCCCCUGAAGUACUUCGAAAAGAAGCCUAUGGGAAGCCAGUGGAUAUCUGGGCAUGUGGAGUCAUUCUCUACAUCUUGCUUGUCGGCUACCCGCCCUUCUGGGACGAAGACCAGCACAAGCUCUACCAGCAGAUUAAGGCUGGCGCUUACGAUUUUCCUUCCCCCGAGUGGGACACAGUUACUCCAGAGGCCAAGAAUCUCAUCAACCAGAUGCUGACGAUAAAUCCUGCCAAGCGAAUCACUGCCACUGAAGCCCUGAAGCAUCCGUGGGUCUGCCAACGAUCCACUGUUGCAUCUAUGAUGCAUCGCCAAGAGACCGUGGAGUGUCUGAAGAAAUUCAAUGCCAGGCGAAAACUGAAGGGUGCCAUCCUUACAACCAUGUUAGCAACACGGAACUUCUCAGUGGGCAGGCAGACCACUGCACCAGCUACAAUGACUGCUGCUGCCAGCGCGACCGUUGGUCUCGUUGAACAAGCAGCCAAAAGUUUACUAAACAAGAAGGUUGAUGGAGUGAAGAAAAGGAAGUCAAGUUCCAGUGUUCAAUUAAUGGAAUCUUCUGACAGCAGCAACACAACAAUUGAAGAUGAAGAUGUUAAAGAUGGCUGGCCAACUUCGGUCUUCCUACAGGUAAGAGCUCGCAAGCAAGAAAUCAUCAAAUUAACUGAACAGCUUAUCGAAGCAAUUAAUAAUGGGGACUUUGAAGCAUAUGCGAAGAUUUGUGACCCGGGACUAACAUCGUUUGAGCCUGAAGCACUGGGCAAUCUCGUUGAAGGAAUGGACUUCCACAGGUUUUAUUUUGAGAACUUGUUAUCAAAAAAUAAUAAACCCAUCCACACAACUAUCUUGAAUCCUCACGUCCAUUUGAUCGGGGAGGAUGCUGCCUGCAUAGCGUACAUCCGACUCACCCAGUACAUAGACGUUCAGGGUAGGCCGCGGACAACCCAGUCAGAGGAGACACGAGUCUGGCACCGUCGGGACAGCAAAUGGCAGAACGUUCACUUCCACUGCUCGGGUGCCCCAGCAGCACCACUCCAGUGAAGAGCUGAAGGAGUUAACAGAGUUGUGUUCCGAGCAAACAUUCUAGCCGAGCCGCAAUCUGGUGGCCUCUGAAGACCAGCAGUGACAUGCACGUGUCCGCAUGCACAUUAUGCUCCUGGUGGCUGCAUAAUUGUCACGUUUGUGGAACUAUAUGGUGUUUCUUUCAGCCGUCUCAAGAUGCAGACAUUUAAAAAAAACAAAAAAAAUUACAAAAGGCUACUGUAUAUGUACUUUAUAUAAAUCAUAUUUGAUGGCAGUGAUUUGUACAAUUCAUUCAAAACAUUUGCCAAAGCAUGAAGGUUAAAAUUUAAUGGUGAUUAUCCUAAUGUUGGAGGGUUCGUGUUCCAUUUUACAUUUUCUUGUACACUAAAGAUGUGUCAUUUGUUCUUUGGAAAGCAUAGAUUUUGAUGUAGUUAUGCUUGUCUCAGUGGAACUCAGGGCAGUUGGAAACAAGGCCCUGCUACUUCCACUGGCACUUUUUGUGUGGUUUAAGGCAGAAGACAGCCAACUAAACAGUCAACAUUUCAUUCAAACCGGCCUCGUGACUGGAUGUUAACUGGGAAAACAAAGUAGUCUUCUGCCAUCACCAAAUUGUGACAGGAAGUUGCUCCUGUGCAACUUAAGUACAUGAAGAAAUAUGGCAACCGGAUUUAUCAUUUCUUAUGCCUUUUGUGUGUGUAUUGAAAAAGUUAGCUCAAUUUAUGGAUUUUUCUCUUGUUUUGUGUGAAAUGUGUUUAUUUGAUAUAACAAAGUUUAAAGUAAAUAACUUAAAAAGGUAACAGGUACAUGUGAAAAUUUAAAAGUUUCAGUAGAGUUCUUCCCAGAUUAUAUUCAUUUAAGAAGUGAAUGAGUUAACUAUAUCAUAAUUAAAGUAGCAAGACCCAAUACAGUGUUCUUUACUGUUUCCUUAAUACUGUGCUACCGACUCUAGAGUUUAUGAGAAACCUGUUGCCAUCUAUUAACUGUAUAUGCAUUUUUACAGAGUUGAUGCAUGUUAUAUAUUUAUAGCCAAUAAUUUUGUGUUGAACUGCCAAUAUGGGUUCAGAUGAUGUACCAAGUUUUCCUGCUUUCAAUUGCACAUUCUUGGAUGCGUGUAGUAAUACAAUGUGAUGCCGAAGCUCCGUGUGGCUGGACAGCCUCUCAGAAAGGCAUGAUCACUUUGUUGUUUCUUUGUUAGGCUUGUGUAGAAAAUAGUUUACUGAAAUGGACAACGGAAUUUUUUUGCAUGACACAGUUAACCCUGUUAGUUUCUAAAAUGAUUGCCUGUAGAGCUAUACGUUUCUCUUUGCCUCUCCUUUCUGAGCUUAGUAACAGCAACAUUUUUGUCUGAUGAUGUGUAAUAGAAACCUGGUUUGCAUGCAUUCUACCAACCGUUUAACGAUUUUGCGCAGGGGCUGUGAAAACGCAUCAAGAGGACUCCUCUUUUCAUUUUUAUGGAUGUUUUAAAUUAGACAGCUAGGGGUCUUAAUUGUAAUGAGCUGUGCGUGGAUCAUAUUUUUUUAUUUUUUUUUACGAGGGCUGUGGAACCCAUGAAUUAAACAAAUGAGUUUUACCUCAUUUUAUGCCUCGCGUGGCUUUAAGUGUGGAAAAAGUUGAUUUUGCUGGAGAUAUUUUUACGGUUGAAAAUGAUGGACUAUAUUUGCUUUUUACACAGCAACUUGCCUGAAUAUGAAAUGUGAUUUCUUUUUAAUUAUUCAAGUUCUCUGCAGCUGAAAUUCUGUCAGGUCUGGUUUAUAUGAGGACAAAAACAUUAUGUUACAGGACGUGGUCUGUGUGUCCCUCUCACCAUUUAAAAAUUGUUGAUAUGUCAGAAAUAAAACUUGACUCUAUGA
This is a messenger RNA of Hypanus sabinus (Atlantic stingray), 3508 nucleotides long. RefSeq names its product calcium/calmodulin-dependent protein kinase type II subunit beta. Gene Ontology annotation, molecular function: calmodulin binding; calcium/calmodulin-dependent protein kinase activity; ATP binding. Gene Ontology annotation, cellular component: neuron projection; cytoplasm. The coding region runs from base 96 to 1676 and encodes 526 amino acids. The transcript is spliced from 21 exons. Gene Ontology annotation, biological process: protein phosphorylation. The record is from RefSeq and is a predicted model, not a curated record. NCBI's taxonomy places the organism in Eukaryota, Metazoa, Chordata, Chondrichthyes, Myliobatiformes, Dasyatidae.